CUGGUUACCGGUACUGGUACUCAUGGCUCCGCCGUCUUUCUCCGAUUUGGGUAAAGAUGCUAAAGAUUUGCUGACGAAAAACUACUUCUUUGGUGUAUUGAACGUUAAAUUUGGUUCAUCCGUUGGCGAUCACAAACUGUCGUCGAACUUCAACCAGCAUUUUAAGGCGAAGAAGAUAGCUUCUGAUAUAGAAGGAAAAAUCAGUUUCCCCUCAUACGGUGCUACAUAUUGUGAGAAGUGGACUUCUGAAGAUGUUCUGAAGUCCGAACUCACGAUUGAAGAUAAACUAGUAAAGGGGAUGAAGCAAACAUUUUGCUACUCGCGACAGAUUUACGACGGCCUAUCUAGUGCAAGUAUUACCAACGGUUUUAAGUCGGACACAUUGAACGCAAAUGUAGAUGUCUUUUUUAAGUCGGCUAUUCCUGACAUCACACCAUCUCUGGUCGUAAGUCAUUUAGGUUACCUGGCUGGUGUCGACUUCAAGUUGGAUAGUACCAACCGGCAAUUACAAAGGGCCAACUUUGCUGUGGGCUACCAAGUCCCUGAGUUUGCAUUCCAUGGACUCAUCUCCAACUGGGGCAAGAGCUUCGGCGCUAGCAUUUCUCAGAGAGUCACCGAUCGGUUUGAACUGGCUGGAUCAGUCAGUUGGAGUCGGGACACUGAGCAGGUUGCCUGGUCUGUGGGUUCAAAGUACGUGUUAGAUGAACAGAACGGACAUUUUAUCAAGGCGAAAUUGGAUCACCUGACAAGGAUCAGUCUAUCACUGACGACCUACUUAGAUAAAAAAUUCCAAUUUUCGCUGUGCGGCAUGUUCAACGGCCCGGAGAUGCCUCAACUCGGUUUGGGAUUUGAUCUUGAGUACUGAUGCACAUCAAUACCAAACUUGUGAGCCGUGAUUCUCCUCUCCUCAUGACACACUACUGUUAACGACUUCUUUGGUCGUCUGAAAUCUAGGUCCCAGAAUUUCAUGCAUUAUACUUCAGACCAUUAUGCCUGUCCAUCUCGCCCAGCCCUCGUAGCAGUGGUUUUUUCUGUGUAUAUUAACCCGUAGUUUGUCGCUGCGCCCGGCCUCAAAUACAUUUCUUCCGUUCUUGCCUC
Messenger RNA from Opisthorchis viverrini, 1098 nucleotides. RefSeq lists its product as hypothetical. Gene Ontology annotation, biological process: monoatomic anion transmembrane transport. The transcript is spliced from 6 exons. Gene Ontology annotation, molecular function: voltage-gated monoatomic anion channel activity. Gene Ontology annotation, cellular component: mitochondrial outer membrane. Bases 23 to 865 code for a protein of 280 amino acids. Lineage: Eukaryota; Metazoa; Platyhelminthes; Trematoda; Opisthorchiida; Opisthorchiidae. The record is from RefSeq and is a predicted model, not a curated record.